Didymodactylos carnosus is the source of this 1365-nucleotide messenger RNA. The record is from the annotation of a GenBank genome assembly. Lineage: Eukaryota; Metazoa; Rotifera; Eurotatoria; Philodinida; Philodinidae.
AUGGAUGCGCAUCAAACAAUAGCAACAAGAGAAUACGCGGAAGAACAAUUACCUAUUGGAUAUUUACCGGAACCUGUUCCAGAUAUAUCAGCGCCUCCAUUCGUCUAUCCGGGUCUAUCCGGGGUCUAUGCUCCAAAAAUGAUCGGCAUAGAGUCAACUGGUGAAGAACAUUUGGGUAUCACGGUGAAAUUAAAUGAAGCUGGAGACUUAGAAAUAAAACGUAUUGUUCAAGGGGGAUUAAUUGAUAAACAAGGACUUUUACAUGUGGGAGAUAUUAUUAAAGAAAUGAAUGGUGAAAUUGUUCAUACACCGGAAGAAUUGCAAGAGAAACUGAGAAGUGCUAGAGGUGCUGUGACAUUCAAAGUUGUGCCAAGUUAUUAUGAUUUACCAUCCCCAUCUCAGCUUUAUGUACGUGCACAUUUUUCUUAUGAUCCCACUAAAGAUAAACUCAUACCAGCUAAAGAAGCAGGUUUACAAUUUGACGAAGGAGAUAUAUUACAAAUAUUAAGUCAAGAAGAUGUACAUUGGUGGCAGGCUCGUCAUGUGAAAGAUCCGAGUCAAAAAGGACUUAUACCAUCUCAGUAUCUCGAAGAACGUCGCAAAGCAUUUGUUCCACCUGAAAAUGACUUUUCAAAAACAUCACUUGUGUGUGGUCUAAUUGAUCGUCGUAAAAAGAAACGGUAUUUGUUCAACGUUAAAGACAGUUCCAUCUUUGAUAAAGGUGACAUUCGCUUGUAUCAAGAAGUAGCCAGAAUGCCUCCGUUUCAACGAAAAUGUCUCGUUUUAAUUGGAUGUCAUGGAGUGGGUCGACGGACAUUAAAAAGUAAAUUAUUGAGUUUAGAUCCAGAACGAUUUGGAACAACGAAACCACACACAUCGAGACCAAGACGCGCUGAUGAACCGAGUCAUAAUUAUAUAUUUACAAAUCGUGAUGAGAUGGAACAAGAUAUAGAGAAUGGCGAAUAUUUAGAAUCAGGAGAAUAUAGCGAACAUCUGUAUGGAACAAAAUUUGAUACUGUUCGAAGUGUAAUUACAUCUGGAAAAAUGUGUAUUUUAGAUAUUGAACCAACGGCAUUAAAAUUGAUUAAUGAUAAAGAAUUUAUGCCUUAUGUUGUAUUUAUCAAAGCACCUAAUCUUGAUUUUCUCAGAUUUAUGCAAAAUGAUAAACGACAUACAAAAAUGAAAACAGCGAAAGAUUUGGAACAAGUUGUACUUGAAAGUGAUGCAAUUGAACGUGAUUAUCAUGCAUUUUUUGAUUUGGCAAUUAUUGCCGAAGAUAUGGAUAAGGCAUUUGAACAACUUGUUCGAGCUGUUGAAUCGCUUAGUGCCGAACCACAAUGGGUUCCUGUACAAUGGUUUUCUUAA